UGUCAGAGGGUUAUACUUUUAGUUUCCCCCACCCUGCAAGGCCAUUCAACCAUGUGCUAGCUGGAGUAAUCUUUACUCACAAUGUCUUUACAAAAGCUCAGGAAACAGAGCAGCAAUGGCAAUUUCAUGGAGUACUAUGCUGGUCCAGGGCAUAGCUCUUACUCCACACUCACAGGCAAUUUUACCAUGGAUGAUGAUAACAGAAGGCUUCAAAUGCUGGCAGAUACUGUGGCUACUUUGCCUCGGGGAAGAAAGCAGCUUGCUCUGACAAGAUCAAGUUCUGUGGGUGACUUUUCCUGGUCUCAAAGAAAGCUUGUUACCGUGGAAAAACAAGAUAAUGGAACAUUUGGAUUUGAAAUUCAGACUUACAGGCUCUCAAACCAGAACACCUGCUCCACAGAUAUAUGCACCCUGAUCUGCAAAAUCCAGGAGGCCAGCCCAGCACACUGUGCUGGCCUGCAAGCUGGUGAUGUCCUUGCAAACAUCAAUGGUGUGAGCACAGAAGGCUUUACCCACAAACAAGUUGUUGACCUGAUCAGAUCGUCAGGAAACCUGUUAACGAUAGAGACUCUUAAUGGAACAAUGAUUCUCAAAAGAACAGAGCUUGAGGCAAAGCUGCAAGUUUUAAAGCAAACCUUGAAGAAGAAAUGGGUGGAGUUCAGAUCUCUGCAGUUACAGGAACAGCGCCUGCUUCAUGGCGAUGCAACUAACUGCCCAAGUUUGGAUAAUAUGGACAUAGAUGAAUCAACAUUGCUUGGACUCCUGCCUGGCCCAGCCCUCCUGGACCGGAAUCGAUUAUCCAGUGCAAGCAGUUGUAAGAGCUGGCUGAGCUCCAUGACGAUAGACAGUGAGGAUGGAUACCAGACCUGUGCGUCUGAAGACUCCAGUCGGGAAGCCUUCAGCCGCCAGACAAGCACAGAUGAUGAGUGCUUUGUCCCCAAGGAAGGAGAUGAUUUUCUGAAGAGGUCUUCUUCGAGGAGGAAUCGGAGCAUUAGUUCUGCCAGCAGUGGGUCCAUGUCUCCUUUGUGUGAAGGCAACUUCUCAGGCAUGUAUGGGACCCUGCCCAGGAAAAGCAGAAGGGGAAGUGUCCGGAAACAGCUCUUGAAAUUCAUCCCAGGCCUUCACCGCGCUGUGGAAGAGGAAGAGAGUCGCUUUUAAUGGGUUGUCGUGCCCUUUCAUAUUAGCUUAUUUUGUAAAUAUCUCCAGAUUCCUUUAGAUCAACUCCACCCAACUUAGUGGGAAAGUGCAGAUGGAUUGCAAAACUGACAUUGCAUUUCAUAUCGGUAGUGAACUUUAUUUAAACUUUUGUACCAUUAUGUAUGCUUCUGCAAUUGUUUUUUAACCAGAAUGGUUCAAGUUCUAAGCAGGCAGUAGGAAAAUUAAAUAAUAAUAAAUUACAAAAUAUAACAAAUUAA
Messenger RNA from Dama dama (fallow deer), 1415 nucleotides. RefSeq names its product cytohesin 1 interacting protein (gene CYTIP). The record is from RefSeq and is a predicted model, not a curated record. Gene Ontology annotation, molecular function: protein binding. Lineage: Eukaryota; Metazoa; Chordata; Mammalia; Artiodactyla; Cervidae. Gene Ontology annotation, cellular component: cell cortex. The transcript is spliced from 8 exons. Gene Ontology annotation, biological process: regulation of cell adhesion. Bases 82 to 1158 code for a protein of 358 amino acids.